AUUACACGCGGAUACUCACAGGCCUCAAGCCUCGGUCUUUCCUGCUCGCCGAGCCCGGGCCAAUGGCUGACACAGCAGCGGAGCAUGAGCCGGAACUGGAACAAAUCCGCCUAAAACACGUCAGGGAGGAGAAGUUUAUCACAGUGCCCGAGGAGGACAGGCUCGGGCAAUGUCGAAGCGUCAAGGAAUUUGAAAAGUUAAACCGCAUUGGUGAAGGCACCUAUGGCAUCGUGUAUCGCGCCAGAGACACCAGGAACAAUGAGAUUGUGGCGCUGAAGAAAGUGAGGAUGGACAAAGAGAAGGACGGAAUCCCCAUUAGCAGCCUCCGAGAGAUCACGCUGCUUCUAAAGCUCAGACAUCCUAACAUCGUGGAGCUGAAGGAAGUGGUCGUCGGCAAUCAUCUCGAGAGCAUUUUCUUGGUCAUGGGUUACUGCGAGCAGGACUUGGCCAGUCUACUGGAGAACAUGCAGACUCCAUUCUCCGAAGCCCAGGUAAAGUGUAUCUGCUUCCAGCUGCUCACCGGCCUUCAGUAUCUGCAUGAAAACUUUAUAGUGCACAGGGAUCUGAAGGUCUCCAAUCUGCUGAUGACUGAUAAAGGCUGCGUGAAGAUCGCCGACUUUGGUCUCGCCCGGGCAUACAGCGUUCCUGCAAAACAGAUGACUCCGAAAGUAGUGACUCUCUGGUACCGCGCCCCGGAGUUGCUUUUAGGGAGCACAACACAGACAACAGCCAUUGAUAUGUGGGCGGUCGGCUGUAUUCUGGCCGAGCUGCUGGCUCACAAGCCUUUACUGCCCGGAACCUCAGAAAUCCAGCAGAUUGAUUUAAUCAUACAACUUUUGGGAACGCCCAAUGAAACUAUCUGGCCGGGUUUCUCCAAGCUGCCCCUGGUUGGUCAGUACUCCGUGCGCAAGCAGCCAUACAACAACCUGAAGCACAAGUUUCCCUGGCUGACUGAAGCCGGCCUCCGACUCCUCAACUUCCUGUUCAUGUACGAUCCCAAAAAGAGGGCUACAGCAGAAGACAGCCUGGCGAGUUCCUAUUUCAAGGAGAAACCUUUACCCUGUGAGCCACAGCUGAUGCCGACCUUUCCUCAUCACCGCAACAAGAGGGUGAGCAGCUCGGGGGCAGAGAACCAGGCCAAACGUGGCAAACAGUGACGCCAGUGAUACACGGAGCUACAGAGGCGAGACGUCGCUACGUGCUGACCAAGAGACUGCUGGCUCACCUCCCAUUACGGCAUGUCGUACAAGCAGUGGCCGCGCCAUCAUUGUGGGAGCCUUGCGUUGACUGACGGCUGUUUUAACCCCUUAUUUGUUUGCUAUUGACUGCUGCAUCCAAGUGAUCUUGGGGUGUCAUCGGUUUGCUGUGGCAGCCAUGGGCCUAAUGAUGGCCUCCAUAUAGAGGCAGGGCCUCUAAAAUACUGACAGGCAGGCCUAAUACAGUGAACUACAUAAGUGUUUUAUGUCAGCGAUCGCAGGUACAAGUCCCACGUGAGAGUAAUAAUCAUAAAAAAAUAAUAAUAAUAAUAAAAGAUUAAAGAUUG
This is a messenger RNA of Bufo bufo (common toad), 1543 nucleotides long. It is a transcript of the gene CDK10, whose product is annotated as cyclin dependent kinase 10. Gene Ontology annotation, molecular function: ATP binding; cyclin-dependent protein serine/threonine kinase activity. The transcript is spliced from 13 exons. The record is from RefSeq and is a predicted model, not a curated record. Lineage: Eukaryota; Metazoa; Chordata; Amphibia; Anura; Bufonidae. Gene Ontology annotation, biological process: protein phosphorylation; regulation of mitotic cell cycle. Gene Ontology annotation, cellular component: nucleus. The coding region runs from base 63 to 1157 and encodes 364 amino acids.